CUCCCCUCCCCCUCCCCCUGCCCCCUCCCCCCAGGACCAUCCCCGGGACCCCCGAUGGAGCCGCUUUGGACGCCUCUGCUCGGCCUCUGCUACCUUCUGGCCGCCGCCACCGCCGAUCGCCACACCGUUUUUUGGAACAGCAGCAACCCCAGGUUCCAGAGCAAAGAUUACACGGUCUACGUCCAGCUCAACGACUACUUGGACAUCGUGUGUCCCCACUAUGAGGACGAGGCCGCGGCUAGCGGACGACCCCUGGAGCGUUACACCCUGUUCCUGGUGGAGCGGGAAGACUACGUUCUGUGCCACCCCAGCUCCCGCGACCAGGUCCGCUGGCAGUGCAGCCACCCCACCGCCCGCCACGGCCCCGAGAAGCUCUCCGAGAAGUUCCAGCGCUUCACCCCCUUCACCCUGGGCAAGGAGUUCAAGGAGGGGCACAGCUACUAUUACAUCUCCGAGCCCCUUCACGAGACCCUCGAAGCCCCCUGCCUCAAGCUCAAAGUGACGGUCAGCGACCGGACCUCCCACAACCCGCCGCUCGACGCCGAGACAAAGAAGGAACCGGGACUCCCAGCUGACGAUCCAGAUGCCCAGGUCCUGCACAGCGUCGGACACAGCGCCGCGCCGCGCCCCUGCCCCCUGGCCUGGUCCAUGCUGCUCUUACCCCUGAUCCUGCUGCAGACCCCCUGAGGGAGGGCGGCACCGGCCUCGUGUGAAGUCUGGUCCCGGCGACCCCGGCGGACGGGAGCCGCCCCUUCCUCUCCACUCCCCCGCGCCCCCCACAACUCACGCACAAGCUGCCCCUCUCCUGUGGUGGGAGGCGGGGGCGGGCCCAAAGACAGAGAAGUGGGAGGGGCUCGAGCCCGGGUUCGGGGGGCAGUGCCCACCGGCCUCCUGGACUCAUAAAUCCCCCUCCCUCCCGCAGGGGUGGCGGGGGGGAAAGGCCCCGACCCUCUUGCAUUUUGCCAAAGAAGAACAAUAUCAGGAAUCGUCCCGCUGGGCACGGCCCCGGACGGAGAGGCGCCGGGCGGUCAGCCCUCCCUCGUGCCCGUCGGUCACCCGCACACUGGAACAACCGAGGGGGCGUCCCCUCCCCUGCCCCCGGGCCUGGGAACGUUCCUGGAAGUCGAGAGGAGAGAGAAAGGACCCGCGCCAGGCCCUUCUUCCAAGCCAACGUCGCGAAACUCGCCUCUGCCCUGGCCAGACUGUGGGGAAGAAACGGGGCGGCGGGGGGUUGGGGGGGACCGUGCUCACCCCGGCGGAGGGGGCACGGUACCUUGGCAGUGCCGAUGUUUGCCGCUCGUGUAGCCUGUUGGGCAGUGCCCAGUGUAUAUAGUUUGUGUACAUAAUCUCUGCCCCCUUCCCCGAACACUUGUAAAAAGUUCUGUGACUGGAAUUUUUAUACGAUUAUUGCGUUGGAAAUAAAAUGGCCACGAGUCGUCGGUU
This is a messenger RNA of Ornithorhynchus anatinus (platypus), 1443 nucleotides long. It is a transcript of the gene EFNA1, whose product is annotated as ephrin A1. Gene Ontology annotation, cellular component: plasma membrane. The transcript is spliced from 5 exons. Gene Ontology annotation, molecular function: ephrin receptor binding. Bases 55 to 687 code for a protein of 210 amino acids. The record is from RefSeq and is a predicted model, not a curated record. Gene Ontology annotation, biological process: axon guidance; ephrin receptor signaling pathway. Lineage: Eukaryota; Metazoa; Chordata; Mammalia; Monotremata; Ornithorhynchidae.